Molecule: messenger RNA, 671 nt
Organism: Limulus polyphemus (Atlantic horseshoe crab)
Lineage: Eukaryota; Metazoa; Arthropoda; Merostomata; Xiphosura; Limulidae
Product: F-box/WD repeat-containing protein 4-like
Exons: 3
Coding region: 1-444 (147 amino acids)
Biological process (GO): SCF-dependent proteasomal ubiquitin-dependent protein catabolic process
Cellular component (GO): SCF ubiquitin ligase complex
Molecular function (GO): protein binding
Source: RefSeq, a predicted model, not a curated record
AUGUUAAUUACACCUCCAAGUGCUGAUAAUGUUAAAUUCUCUCUUUUAAGUGGAAGUAGAAUCUCUUGCCUUGGAGAAAAUUUCAGGAAAGGUGCAGGCAUUCUACAUCUUUAUACAGAAAGUGAACAUGAUGUUCUCAGCUGUGGAUAUGAUGCAACCAUCAGGAUGUGGGACCGUCGAUGUGGAAACAAGAGUGUUUUGGAAUGGGAAGAUCCCUAUGACUCUGCUGUAUACUGCAUAUCAUCUGACCAUAACAUGACAGUUCUUAGCGGAACGUCUCGACAUGGGGUUGUACGGCUCUGGGAUAAACGUUGGAAUAAGCAGGUUCAGAUGUUUUAUGUGGGGCGUGGAACCAAUAGUCCUGUGUAUUGCGUUACUUUUGAUGCAUGCAACAUGUACGUUGCCUUGGAUAAUUGCCUUACAUUGUUGUCUUUUAACACAUAAUGGAAAGGUUUGGUCUACAUUUCUCUGUUGUGAAAAGAAGUUUAGGAACUAGUUAGUUUUUAUGGACUAUGUUUUUAUUUAUUUUGGAGUAGACAAAGUACGUGAAAAUUUUCUGAAAACCUGAUACUUGUAUAUUCUAAAAACCUUCGUACUCAUAAAAAAAAAUCUCUAACAAAUGAUGAAAUCGAAAUAUUUGCCUGAAAUAAAACGUGUUUUUUUAAUGACUA